This is a messenger RNA of Dentiscutata erythropus, 831 nucleotides long. The record is from the annotation of a GenBank genome assembly. Lineage: Eukaryota; Fungi; Glomeromycota; Glomeromycetes; Diversisporales; Gigasporaceae.
AUGGAAAAAAUAAAUGUAACAAUCCUUGCUGAUCGUCUUCAAAAACAGCAUUUAAAGACUGAACUGGAAAAGUUAUGUCGUCGAUGUGGUUUAUUUUUCUCAUCACAAAAUAAAAAUGGAAUUGCAAAACUAUUAUCACAACAUUUAAUAACAAUUAAUCAAAAAGCACAAUUGGAUAAGUUAACAUCAAUUAUAUCUAUUGAUAUCGGAGUUAAGAAUUUUGCGUACGUUCAUUUAACUUCGAAUUAUCAAAUAAUAGAUUGGAAAAAAUUAUCGUUUAAUUUGGAUUCUUUUAGUCCCAAAAGUUUUUUCGAAAAGUUGCAACCUAUAGUUCAUAAAACCUUUUUGUCGAAGGAAAAUAUCGAUGCAUUUAUCAUUGAACGUCAAUCUUUUUAUAAAAGAAUCUCUAUGGACGUUCAAAGUGUUAUUACUAUAGAAUUAAUGCUAUAUGCGCUUUUAAGUGAUAGAGUUAAAGAUCCGUUACAAGUACAGAGUAUUCAUCCUUUAAGUGUUUCGAAUUAUUUGAACACGAUGUUAAAGGCUGAGGAACAAAAUCAACAUUUUCAUUCAGAUCGUAUGACAAGGUGGUUUCAAGAACAAGGUAAAAAAACGGAAAUACGAAAAUAUCUAGGCACAAAAAAACUAUCAACGACAUUGGCUCGAAAUUGGAUAAAUGAUCAUCUACAUCUUUGCUCUAAUGAAUUGGUUAAAUAUUUUCUUGAAUCUAAAAAGAAAGAUGAUCUCGCAGAUUGUCUUCUUCAAGGAUUUGUGUAUUUAGAAUCACGUAAAUUUUCAAUAAUGGAAGCACGUAAAUGGCUUCAUGAUCAAUGA